AUGACAUCCAACAACCUACCUUUAAAUCCACCGUUCACUUUCACUGGUGAAAAUUACCAAAUCUGGUCUGUGAAGAUGCAAGCUUUUUUGGAAGCCUAUGAACUUUGGGAAACUGUGACGGAAGAUAAACCACUUGCUGCUUUACCAGCAAAUCCCACCUUGGCUCUGAUCAAAUCCAACAACGAAGAGAAGGCAAAGAAAUCUAAAGCCAAGUCGCUUAUGCAGAAUGCUGUGGCAAAUAAUGUGUUUUACAGAAUCAUGGCUUGCAAAACUGCAAAAGAGGCUUGGGAUAGGUUGAAAGAAGAAUAUCAAGGCAGCGAUAGAACACGUCAAAUGCAAGUGUUGAACCUAAAAAGAGAGUUUGAGUCCUUGAAUAUGCAGGAGGAUGAAACUAUCAGUAAGUAUGCUGAUCGAAUAUCCUUAAUUGUUAAUAACAUUAGACUUCUUGGUGAAGAAUUUACAGACAAACGAAUUGUGGAGAAAGUUCUUGUGACUCUUCCUGAGAGAUUUGAAUCUAAGAUUUCCUCUCUUGAAGAAUCCAAGGACCUAACAAACUUUCAUUAG
Messenger RNA from Solanum pennellii, 564 nucleotides. RefSeq lists its product as uncharacterized. The coding region runs from base 1 to 564 and encodes 187 amino acids. The transcript has a single exon. The record is from RefSeq and is a predicted model, not a curated record. Lineage: Eukaryota; Viridiplantae; Streptophyta; Magnoliopsida; Solanales; Solanaceae.